AUGAUUUAUCUCCUUUUAGCAAUUCAAAAUAUGACGAUCUCUUUAGAAGGAGAGUUAACAGAUAUCAGUCCAGGGUGGGUUUCAGUACAACUUCCCGAAAACAUUUCGGCGAUCAAAACUUCAUUCGUACCGUUGAACUCAACUUUACGCUCUUUUGACUUCGGUAGAUCAAGUAUUACGGAAUUACCUAACAAAUGCUUCUUUCGAUUCGUUAAUCUCCGAAAUGUAAAUUUAGAAUUUUGCGAUAAUCUCAAAGAAAUACCUAUGCUAUGUUUCCAUGGAUGUUCCAACUUAAGCUCAAUCGUUAUACCGAAAAAUGUUCGUUCUAUCUACGAAAAUGCUUUUACAAAUUGUAUAAAUCUUAAAUCUGUUACAUUCGCACAAAGGACAGCACCUCUUCAUAUCCUCAAGUACGCUUUUUCCAAUAUUGGACUCGAUAGCAUUGAUUUACCUCCAACGACAAAAACUUUGCUUCCAGAAUCAUUUAACAACUGUCACAAUUUAUCAGCUGUUAAUGUUAUUAGUUCUUCUUUCAGGUCAAUUGAUGGCAUAAUCUAUAAUUACAAAUUGCGAGUUCUUAUUUUUUAUCCCUCUGGAAUUAAAGAAAAAACAUUCACUAUUCCAGAUUCCGUCAAAGAAAUAUCUGGAUAUGCAUUCUCAGGCAACCGAUAUCUAGAAAAAGUAAUUUUUAAUAAGAAUAUUGAGCAAAUUAAAUUUAAUGCAUUUUCUCUCUGUUUUAAUUUACAGAGUGCUGAUUUUCCUGAAGGACUGCGGUUUAUAGAGAACAUGGCUUUUGCAUCCUGUUCGAAAUUGAGAUCCGUAAUCUUCAGAUCGUCGUGUCAGAUCGACAACUUUGCAUUCGAAAAAUGCAAGUCUCUUUCUAGCAUAACUUUUAUGGAAGUUAAUAGCAACAUUCAGAAAAAUUCAUUUCAUAUUUGUAAUAUCACAUCGAUCACAGCUCCUCCCUCCAUGGUGAGUAUUUUAGAAGACAUAGGCUUUAAUAAAACCAUUAUAAAUCCUCCACAAGUUAGAGUUCAGAUUCGAAUAAUAGAAAAUUCAGAGAUAGAAGGCUGGGUAGCCCAAUGA
This is a messenger RNA of Trichomonas vaginalis G3, 1086 nucleotides long. Its product is annotated as ribonuclease inhibitor domain-containing protein. The transcript has a single exon. Bases 1 to 1086 code for a protein of 361 amino acids. The record is from RefSeq and is a predicted model, not a curated record. NCBI's taxonomy places the organism in Eukaryota, Parabasalia, Trichomonadida, Trichomonadidae.